Lontra canadensis (Northern American river otter) is the source of this 2146-nucleotide messenger RNA. It is a transcript of the gene ZNF358, whose product is annotated as zinc finger protein 358. The transcript has 3 exons. The coding region runs from base 13 to 2067 and encodes 684 amino acids. NCBI's taxonomy places the organism in Eukaryota, Metazoa, Chordata, Mammalia, Carnivora, Mustelidae. The record is from RefSeq and is a predicted model, not a curated record. Gene Ontology annotation, cellular component: nucleus.
GCGGGGGCAGCGAUGGCGACGGCCGCGGCGGGCGCGGGCGAACUACAAGUCCCAGCAGCUCCCGCUGCGGCCCUCGGCCGGCCCCUCUCGCUCCCCGGGAGCGCCUGGCGGGGCCGCUGGGCCGAGGGGGCCGCCGGCGGGACUGGCGGGCGGGGGGCUUCCUGCGGGCCCCGGGGGCGCGGCGGGCCGGGCAGGGGCGAGGGGCGCCGGGACCCAAGCUUCCCACGGGAGGAGGAGCCCAACAUGGAGAGAGGGGCAGAGCCCUGGAGCUGGGCACUGGACACCUCUAGUGCCGGGGCCCAUGACUUCCAUCCAGAUCCUGCCCCGGAAGCAACCAGCACUUCCACACCAGGGAUGCGGCGCUCAGUCCUGGUCAGGAACCCGGGCCACAGAGGCCCAAGGCCCGCUUAUGAAGAGCUUGACUCCGACUCAGAGGACCUGGACCCCAACCCCGAAGAGCUGGAUGCAGUCUGCGAAGACCCAGAGCCUGACCCAGAAGACCUCAACACUGUCUCCAAAGAUGCGGACCCCAGCUACGAAGCUCUGGGGCCCGUCUCUGAGGACCUGGACCCCGACGCCCAAGCUCUGAGCUCCAUCUCAGCCGCCCGGGACUCGGAUCCCCAAGAUCUCCACCCCAUGGCUUCAAGUUUCGACCUCGAUCCAGAUGUCAUCGGCCCUGUCCCCCUGGUUCUUGACCCUAACAGCGACACCCUCAGCCCCACCGAAUCCCCAGACGUGGACCCCCUUGCAUCCAGCCUCACUGCCACUCCCGAGGUCCUGGCCCCCAGCCCCGCGGUGCUCCCUGCACCUGCCAGCCCUCCCCGGCCCUUCUCCUGCCCCGACUGCGGGCGAGCCUUCCGCCGCAGCUCGGGGCUGAGCCAGCACCGCCGUACCCACAGCGGCGAGAAGCCCUACCGCUGCCCCGACUGCGGCAAGUCGUUCAGCCACGGCGCCACGCUGGCGCAGCACCGCGGCAUCCACACAGGCGCGCGGCCCUACCAGUGCGCCGCCUGCGGCAAGGCCUUCGGCUGGCGCUCGACGCUGCUGAAGCACCGCAGCAGCCACAGUGGCGAGAAGCCGCACCACUGCCCGGUGUGCGGCAAGGCGUUCGGGCACGGCUCGCUGCUGGCGCAGCACCUGCGCACGCACGGCGGGCCGCGGCCGCACAAGUGCCCCGUGUGCGCCAAGGGCUUCGGGCAGGGCUCGGCGCUGCUGAAGCACCUGCGCACGCACACCGGCGAGCGGCCCUACCCGUGCCCGCAGUGCGGCAAGGCCUUCGGCCAGAGUUCGGCGCUGCUGCAGCACCAGCGCACGCACACGGCCGAGCGUCCUUACCGCUGUCCCCACUGCGGGAAGGCCUUCGGCCAGAGCUCCAACCUGCAGCACCACCUGCGCAUCCACACGGGCGAGCGGCCCUAUGCCUGUCCCCACUGUUCCAAGGCCUUCGGCCAGAGCUCCGCGCUGCUGCAGCACCUGCACGUGCACUCCGGGGAGCGCCCUUACCGCUGCCAGCUCUGCGGCAAGGCCUUUGGCCAAGCGUCCAGCCUCACCAAGCACAAGCGGGUGCACGAGGGCGCCGCCGCCGCAGCCGCGGCAGCUGCUGCGGCUGCCGCCGCCGCGGGCCUUGGCCUCAGUCCUGCCUCCAUGUUGAGGCCAGGGCAGGUCUCCCUCCUGGGUCCUGAUGCUGUCUCUGUUCUUGGCUCCGGCCUGGGCCUCAGCCCUGGCCCCAGCUCCGGCCUGGGCUCUGAACCUAGCUCCGUGCUGGGCUCCCUUCCUGAUCCUGGCCCCAAAGCUCUCUCCCGCUCGGAAUCUACCCCCACCCCUGAUUCUGUCAAAUCUUCUGACCCUAAGCCUGGUCCCAACGCCAAUCCUGACCUCGUGGCCAGCCCUGAGCACGGAUCUGGUCCCAGCUCUGACCAGGAUCCCGCCCCCAGCCCCAAGCCCAACCCUGAAUCUCACCCUGACCCCUGCUCUCCCACCCAUGACACUGUCAGUCCGGCCCUCCCUACUGGCGAGAGUCCCCAGUGGGUGCAGGAGCAAGGGGCUCUGCUGGGGCCGGAUGGCUGAAGUGGACGCCGACACUCACGGGGGCCUGGGGAAGUUGUGUGUCAUGUAAUUUAGUAAAAUCCUCCCACUGCCUCCCGGC